AACCUGGUACCAUACCGUAAAAUGUUAAAAUCACAUAUAUGUAACAGGGUCUUGAGAGCUCCGACCGCUUUCAGGGCUGUGAGAGCAGUUUCUUCUUAUACCUUGCCCAAUAUCCAUCUUUUGGAAGAAUUAAACGUCAAUAAGCAAGACUUCAAAGGGCUAUUUUCUCACUCGACCUACAAUCAACUAUGGUUUCAAAGAGGUGAAAAAUUGAUUGAAGAAUUAAACGAAUUAUUGAUCGAAAACCAAGUGAAUCCUCCUAACAACUUGAAUGAACUUAUCAGCUUGACCAUAAAUAAACCUCAGUUGCAAAAAAUCUACAGUAACUCAUCCUUAUUAUUCAAUUUGCAGUUCUUCUUGGAAGGAUUGAAAGAAGCUAAUGAAACCUAUGAGUUCCAGCAGUUAAACGAGGGGGAAAUAUUCCGUAAUCCAGAUAUAACAGAAGUUUCCUCUAACAUCCCCCAAAACGAAGCUUUUAAAGACUGGCUUUCUGCAUCCUUUGGGUCUAUUACCGAAUUCAAGAAUUUGUUACUCAACUCUGCCAAAGCCAUUAAAGGUGAUGGUACUACCUGGUUGGUGGCUCAGCCAAACGUCAGUGAGUCUUCAUUGAAGUCCAACUUCACUGGAUUGUUUAACGAAUCCAACGAACCCAAAUACACCAAGUUAAGUGUGAUGAACACAUACAAUGCGGGAGUGGUUGACGACUCGAUUAGAUCUGGCCAAUUAUUCAAAUUGCAACAACAGAAAAAGGCCAAGUUAGUGAUGGAACAAGAAAAAGAAGGAACCCAAGUCAAGCAAACUCCAGAAACCGAAAACUAUUUGGGAACUGUGGAAGAAGCCGAGUUCACCCAUCUGUUUUCUGAUAAAAAAAUCAUACCUUUGUUGGCAGUGGAUGCGUCUUUGAGAAACUACUUAUUGGACUACGGGGUUUUUGGUAAGCAACAGUACCUUGAAAAUGUCUGGAAUUGUGUCAAUUGGUCAGUGGUGGAGCAGAGAUUACCUCCUAGAUUCAUUGCCAACUUCACCAUUGAAUAGAUAAGAUAACUUGUAUAUAUAUUAAACUUUAUUAAUUACAUUCUUUAGUAUUGAGGGUUCUAGUUUUUCAAAGCCUUUUUGACGAUUUCUUCCAAUGCGUCUAAAUCGUCUGUUGGUACUCUAGUCAAUUCGAUACCAGUACCAAAGUAAUUCUUGAUGGCGGUCAAGGUAUCAUAAGACUUUUUGUCGUGUACAAAAGAUAUAGACACACCGGUUCUACCAAAUCUACCGGUUCUUCCAAUUCUGUGCAAGUAUGUGGAAGGGUCUGGUUUACCAUCCUUAUCGGUUGGCAAAUCGUAGUUAACCACCAUAGAAACUGAAGCAAUAUCAAUACCUCUGGCCAAGACAUUGGUGGUGAUCAACACCUUGGAUCUGCCUUCUCUGAAAUCGUCGAUUAAUCUGUCUCUCUCACUGUUAUCCAAAUCCGAAUGUAACACCGAGAUCUUAUGUCCCUCUUUCUUCAUCUUACUGUACAAUUGAUUUGCGGUGGCUUUCCUAGCAACAAAGAUGAUAGACGAGGCGAUGGUCAAUAAUCCGUAUAACUCGAGUAACAUCUCAAACUUUUGGUUGUCGUCUUUACAGUCCAUGUAUAAUUGUUUGAUGGCAUCAACAUUCAACUCUUCUUGUUUCAAAGAUAAGGUGUUGGCAUUAGGAACGAACCUCUCGGCAAAUUGUCUCACUUGGUCUGGGAAAGUAGCACUAAAAAGUACCAACUGACAAGUUUUAGGUACCAUCUUUUUGAUUCUGACACUCUGGUCAGUCAAACCUUGACCAUCCAACAUAUUAUCAGCUUCGUCCAACACGAAAACCUUGACAUUCUUAAGGUCCAAUACACCUCUUUUCUUGAGUAAGUUCACCAUCACACCAGGAGUACCCACUAAUAUUUGUCCAUCGAUUCUUUCACCAAGUUUGGUGGAUUCUGGAACGAUUAACUGGGUGGUUAUACCGGUAAACUUACCCAUCGUCUCAAUAACAUCCAAGGUUUGUCUGGCCAAUUCUCUGGUUGGGGACAAACAAACACAUUGUGGAGCCUUCAAGUUUACAUCGACUCUGCUCAACAUGGUCAAGGAGAAAGCAGCUGUUUUACCAGUACCAGAUUGGGACUGUCCGAUCAUGUUUGUUGGUGGCUCAGAGAGUAAAAGUGGCAAGGCCUUUU
Messenger RNA from Yamadazyma tenuis ATCC 10573, 2191 nucleotides. Lineage: Eukaryota; Fungi; Ascomycota; Pichiomycetes; Serinales; Debaryomycetaceae. The record is from RefSeq and is a predicted model, not a curated record.